AUGCUAAAGAAAGGGAAGAGUUUUGCAGCAGUGGCUCGUCACUACGGCAUCAACGAGAGUACCGUGCGUUACAUAAAAAAGAAGGAGCAAGAGAUCAGGAAGACCGUGUCUAUCAGCUUCCAAAGCAGUGCGAAGGUCGUGUCUACAGUCAGGGAUAAGGCCAUCGUCAGGAUGGAGUCAGCCUUGGCCUUAUGGAUCUCCGACUGUGGAGCCGAAGAAGUGAGCAUCGAAGAGGAAGAGACAGAAGAAGAGGCAGGACCAUCAUCGUCAUCAUCAUCGUCACCAUCUAAGGGUUUCCUGGCUAGCAAGGGGUGGUUCUACCGGUUUCAAGAACGGUAUGGACUGACAAGUGCCAUCCUUCACGGGGAGAAGGCAUCCACAGACAGCGAAGAGGCUGCAAAAUACCCUGAGAAGUGGAGGAAGAUCAUCAGGGAUGGAGGCUACCGCCCAGAGCAGGUUUUCAAUAUGGAUGAAACUGGGCUGUACUGGAAGAAGAUGCCCUCCCGGACGUACAUCAUGAAGGAAGAAGCCCGUGCCCCUGGCUUUAAGGUGCAGAAAGACAGGAUCACACUCCUCAUGUGUGGCAAUGCUGCUGGUCACAUGUUGAAGCCUGACCUGAUCUACAAGUCAGCAAACCCGCGAGCGUUGAAGAACAAAAAUAAAAACGCUCUGCCUGUGUACUGGAUGCACAACAAGAAGGCAUGGGUGAUGAAAGUGCUGACGUCCAAUUGGUUCAUGCAGAGUUUCAUUCCUCAAGUGAAGGAGUACCUGAACGAUCUAGGCUUGGAAUUCAAAGUUCUUCUUCUCCUUGAUAAUGCCGGGGGGCAUCCUGCUGACUUGUGCUAUGAUGGUGUCAAGAUCAAGUUCCUCCCUCCCAACACAACUUCACUCCUUCAGCCGAUGGACCAGGGCGUGAUCCAAGCCUUUAAGGCUCUUUACACCCGUAACACCCUCCAGCAUCUUGUUAGUGAGAUGGAUGCUAACAGUGACUUCACCCUUAAGGACUACUGGAAGAAGCUCACCAUCGCCACCUGCCUCACCAUCAUUGGUCAAGCCCUUAAGGAUAUGAAGAAACAGACCCUUAACUCCUGCUGGAAGAAGUUGUGGCCAGAGGUUGUCAACGAUUAUGAGGGCUUCUCUCCUUCUGAAAUUCAGCACUCGGCCAUUAAUAGGGCUGUCAUCUUGGCACAGCACUUGGGAGGAGAAGGCUUCGAUGACCUCACUGAGGAAGAAGUCAGGACCCUGAUCGAUGCCCACUGUGACCCCCUGACAGACCAGGAUUUGGAGGAGCUGACCAAAUCAGCCAGUGAAGAUGAAGUUGGCGAUGAAGACGAGCCAGAGGAUGAGGGUCUGUUUCUGGACCGCUUGUCGCAGAUCCUUCGGCACGUGAGGGAAGUGAAGGACAUGUUGAUGUCAUGGGACCCUUAUAUGGAUCGCUACAUCAAGUGUGGCAAUACAAUUGAUUCUGCCAUCGAACCAUAUAAGCAGCUCUUCAACACCCUAAAGAAACACCAACAGCAGCUUCCCAUCACCAUGUUCUUCAACCCCAUAAAGAAAACCCCUGAAAAGCCUCCUGAAGACCCCAAAGAGAGGAGGAGGCCCCUGAGUAGAUCCCUAAUCUGCAGUGUCUUCUAUGAGGACCUCCAAGCCACCCGAAUUCAUCUGGAAUUCCCUCCAGUGGCCGACUCAGCCGAGGAGGCCGUCGCUUCAGAGCUCUCCCUAGUGGCUGAUGUAGAGACAGCAGAGGAGGCUGUUGUUCCUGAGCCCCUCUUGGAGGCUGUCUCCUCUGAGCUGGUUUCUCAGCCAGAACCAGCACCUGAAUUAAUGCCUGAACCCGAGCCAGCAUCUAUUCCUGUGCCAUUGCCAGACAUUGGAAUGACCUCAGCCGGCCUUGAAGAGGUCUCCAUCAUCCCGUUGCCAGGUCCUAACCAGGACCAAAGCAGUGCACUGACAGAGUUUGAGCCUGUACCUGAGCCAAGUCCAGAACUCAAGUCAUCCACAAAGCCCAAGUCCUCUCCUGAGCCCGAAUACAACCUGGAGCCUAAGUCGAAGCUCGCUUCCUGCUCUGAGCCCAAGCCAGUUCCCGAGCUCCUAUCGAAGUCUUCUCCAGAGCUUGAGCAAGAGUCCAGUCCAGAGCUUGGGCCAUCUCCAGAGUAA
This is a messenger RNA of Neoarius graeffei (lesser salmon catfish), 2157 nucleotides long. Its product is annotated as tigger transposable element-derived protein 1-like. NCBI's taxonomy places the organism in Eukaryota, Metazoa, Chordata, Actinopteri, Siluriformes, Ariidae. The transcript is spliced from 5 exons. The coding region runs from base 1 to 2157 and encodes 718 amino acids. The record is from RefSeq and is a predicted model, not a curated record. Gene Ontology annotation, molecular function: DNA binding. Gene Ontology annotation, cellular component: nucleus.